This is a messenger RNA of Klebsormidium nitens, 1563 nucleotides long. The record is from the annotation of a GenBank genome assembly. Lineage: Eukaryota; Viridiplantae; Streptophyta; Klebsormidiophyceae; Klebsormidiales; Klebsormidiaceae.
AUUGUCAUGAGAUCUCUCGAAAAGUUCCUUGAAGUUGAAGUUGGAAUUUGCAAAGCGCCCCAGCUCCAUUUUUUCUUCCUUGCCUUCUCCUUGGUUCCUUUUAGCCUCUUCCCUGGCUCCCGCUCCAGUGUUUGGUUUUGCACGCUGCAGCGCGCCAGCUGUUGUGACGUCUUCUGGCUUGAUCCUGCAAGGGGCACAGCACGCUCCGGCAUCUGCAAUUGAAUCAGCAUGAGAGCUGUUGUGGUCGUCCAAAGUAAUCCCGGCUUUAUUUUCGCACACAGCAGUGGCCAGCGAGAGGGACCCGGUCAUCGACUUUUAAGCGGUGCUUCAUUGCCUGCCAAACAUGGGGGCCGUGGAACAAACAUAUGCUGCGCAUGUAGAAGGAAGCUGGUUGCCCCAGAUUCUUGGGAAGUGCUUCAAUUGCAGAGUCAUGGACGGGACAGGAGGCGGAAGCUAGCAGGUUUCUCAGCCCCUGUUGCAGAUAGGCGCUCGUUGAGAGGUGACAGCUGCAAAGUGCGUGCUAGAAUUGCUGAACCUACUGGAGAGCCUGCCCCGAUGGGGCAGAAAACGCAGUACAAGGACGGGCUGAUUGACCGGCUAGCGAUGAACCUUUUCAGGCGAAAGAUGCAGACUGUAACAGGAGCUCGCACAAAAGAGACAGGUUACGACGCCUUUGUCGACGUCAGCAAAGCCCUCAUGCGAGGCAAAUCUGCACAGGAGCAGCAGGCUGCUGUCUCGAGAGUCCUGCUGUCACUCAUUCCCCGCCACCUACCGUACAUAAUCAGGACCUUCUUCAAGCCAACCAGGCUGUCCCUUGAGCUGAACGCCCUGUUCACACCGUCCAUUUUUUCCUGGCUCGUGGGGCCUGCGGAGGUUGUCGAAGUCGAAGUCAACGGGGUCAAGCAGAAAACGGGAGUGAAAAUAAAGAAGUGCAGGUACUUAGAGGCCAGCGGGUGCGUCGGCAUGUGCGUGAAUGUAUGCAAGGUCCCGACGCAAGACUUCUUCACGAAAGAGUUCGGCCUCCCGCUGACAAUGAAUCCAAAUUUUGACGACAUGAGCUGCGAGAUGGUCUUCGGGCAGGUGCCGCCGCCCAUCGAGGAAGACAAGGCCUUCCAGCAGCCUUGCUUCGCCACCCUCUGCUCAAUGGCUGCUGACGAGAAGCCCAAGUGUCCCAAGUUACUGACAGCAGAGGACGGCUUACAACUCCGGAAAUGAAUGAUCGAGCGGGUUCGCUUUGAGAGUUUCUACGCGAGUUUCUAUGUUGACAUGCAGUUGAGAUGGAGGCGACCAUAAUAGAUUUUCGUUUGUUCCAAUUGAAGUGACGGGUAUUCAUUCUCUAUGAUCAAAUUGAGGUUAUGUGCAAUAUUUGCUCGUGUAUGAACUUAUUCAGUAGCCGAAAUGCUAAUCCUGGUAGUCCAACUCUGUAAAAUCUUGCCACCGUCGCACCUAGGUUGGACUCAAGCUCUUACCGGAACGUACUUUGUUGAUCAAGAAAUGCGUACUUAGGGGGUCAAAUUCUCAAGUUGUACAUGAUAUAUCUGCUGGCACCUAGCUAAUCAUGAA